CGUUGCAUGUUUUGAAAAGAAGAAGAGCUGCAAUGUCUAUUUAUUUGUUAUGUUUGACGACAAAUGGCGGCUUGCCCGUGUUUACAAGAAAGAAGGGAGAAUGCGAAAAUCUACCCUUCUCCACGGUGGCCUCCCUCAACGGCUUUCACAUGUUCUUCAAAUCGCUGGGCAUCCAACUGGAGGCCACGACGACCAGCAAACAGCAGCCCAGCCAGAAUCUGGCUCCCGCGGACGCCGAGGAGUGGACGUACAUCUGGCGGGACAGCGACGCCAUCACCCUGAUCGUCUGCGGCUGCGGCGUGGGCUCGGAGCAGCUGCUCCAGACGCUGGCGGAUCUCGUUUUCGGGGCCAUCGGCAUGUUCAUCACCCGGGCCGCGGAAAUGGCGCAUGCCACGUUGCUGGAGCGGCUGAAGAAGGACGCCAAGAAGUAUGUGCCCAUUGUGGACGCCAUUCUGGAGGCGGCCUGCGCGGGCACCCAGCUCCUGGGCUACACGGACUGCCUGCUGGCGGCGGAGAAUGCCCAAUUGCUGCAGUGCCUCAAUGAGUUCAGUGGUCACUGCGGCUCGCUCUUCUGCUGCCUGGUGGUGGGUCACCGAAUCGCCGUGGCCACCGAGGGCUGGUGGGAUCUGGACACUCGCGAUCGGGAACUCCUCCUCUUCCUGCUCAACUCAUCGAGCACUUUGCAGCACGAUGUGCCCGUCUAUCUGCCCGUUAAGAGUCCCCACAUAGCCUACCGAUUUGUCAGCAUUCCCGUGGCAUCUAAUAGUGCCUUGUGUGUCCUGUGUGGCGCUGAAAAUGCCUCGUUUCGAGAGCUCCAUGCGCAUGCCAUGAGUGCCUAUCGCAAUGAGAGCAACCUACUGGCCGCCGCUGAGCGUUGUGUGCCGCGCAGUUUGCCCGAGCACCUGGACAUCGAUGGCAGUGUGCUGGCCAUCAUUCUGGUAAACCGACACUCACGGAAAAGUCUGUUCACCAGGAAUCUCAACCAGUCGGCUAGUGUUAAGCGCAUCAUUGUCGGCGACCUGCAGCGCCUGGACAUUCUUAAGAAGUUCUUCGAUCAGACCAUGGAUGCACUGCAUCAAUUUGAAGGAGAGUCGUCGAGCAAUAAGACUCUUUUGGUGGACCAAUAUAGCUGCUCGGACUAUCACAAGUGCUAUGCCCAUACGGAUGAGCUGGGAAAUGUCUUGUUUCUGCUGUUCGUAGCUGCUGUGCCCUCGCACGCAAUGAGAUUUCUGGCGCAACGCAUCCAUGACAACAUUCUCCAGGAAAAGUCUGUAUGCUGGUGAACCGUCCUUUCUUCCUGAAUUCUAUAAGACUGAUAUUUUUCUACUAUUUAUACUUGGUAUUAGGUAGCUUUAA
Molecule: messenger RNA, 1356 nt
Organism: Drosophila takahashii
Lineage: Eukaryota; Metazoa; Arthropoda; Insecta; Diptera; Drosophilidae
Gene: fy
Product: fuzzy planar cell polarity protein-like protein
Biological process (GO): vesicle-mediated transport; non-motile cilium assembly
Source: RefSeq, a predicted model, not a curated record